AUGGGUCCAGCAGGGAGAUUCCUUGACAUCUGCCAAGGAGAGCGAAGCAUCGAGGAUUAUGCUUUGGAGUUCGUGGGGGCGGCUCGGCUGUCAGCGACAGAGAGGACCUGUCUAAUGGUUUUCUUCUGGGGAGGACUAGCCGAGCCCUUCAAGUCCCUUAUGCCAUUCUGGCACCCCGACGAGACGCUGGAGGAAUACAUCAACCUGGCUCUGCAGUUGAGCGGCUCAGCUGUUAGGGUGGAGUUAGCUGCAGAGCCAGCUCAAGGUUCUCCCAAGGCCACAGUCCAGGAGUCAGCAGAGGCCUCGUCGGCUGCACCCAGUGCCUCACACCUGUUCCUGGAGCGUCACGGGCUGAUGCACUGCAUGCGGGAUUCACAGUGGAUGUCGGAGCGAGCAGCGUGGUCGGCUCGCAGGACUCACAAGGUGGUGGAGCCUGCUGAUGUUCCCUCUGAAGCAGUGGGGCUGACUGCUAGCCUUCACAAAGCUGCAGAUUCCACUCAGGAUUGCCCCAAGGCGGUGGUGUCCACUCAGGAUUGCCCCGAGGCAGCGGCGUCCGCUUACGAUGUCCCCGAGGCGGCGGCAUCCGCUCACGAUGUCCUCGAGGCAGCGCCGUCCGCUCACGAUUCCCACAAGGCGGUGGUGACUGCUCCGGACCCUCCAGAGUCGAGUCAGGUGCCAGUAAACUCUCCAGAGACGAGUCAGGUUCUAGCGAACUCUCCAGAGUCGAUGUUUGAUGUGUGUAAUAUUGCAGGCUCGGGCCGCUCCAGAUCCAGGAGUGCUGCUGUCUCUCAGACGGAUGAUCAGGAGCUUGAGAGACGUGGCUCUGGUGACGGCGCUCAGGAACCGCUGCCAAACCCAAACCAGCCGCUGAGCCAAGAGCUGCCUGGAUACAUCGCACCUCUGCCUUCAGAGUUGGCCGUUUCUGUGUCCACAGAUCAGCCUCACAGGAAGAGGAAGUGGCAGAGCGGCAGCCAGGAGGAUGAGCAUCCGUCUCCUUCAUACAGAAGAGCUGCCAAACGCUCCCGCAGAGAAGCGUAUGUGAAGGGCCCAUUGCUGGGGCGAGGAGGAUUCGGCUCUGUGUAUGCUGGGACCCGCAGGUCUGAUGGACUGCCAGUUGCCAUCAAGUACGUCUCUAAACGAGGAACACAGAGACUGAGAGUUGAAGGUCAGGGUCGGCUGCCGCUGGAGGUGGCGUUGAUGACCCUGGUCAAUUCGGCUCCUGCCUGCCCCAACGUCCUGCAGCUGCUGGAGUGGUUUGACCGUCCCAGACGCUACACCAUGAUCCUGGAGCGCCCGCUUCCUUGCCAAGAUCUGGAGAGUUUCUGUGAGGAGAACGGACGCCUGGAGGAGAGUCUGGCCAAGAAAGUGCUGCUGCAGCUGAUCACGGCGCUGAAACACUGCGAGAGCCGUGGAGUCCUGCACCGGGACGUCAAACCAGAGAACCUGCUGAUCUCCACAGACUCACAUGACAUCAAGCUGCUGGACUUCGGCUGUGGAGAUCUGCUGAAAGACUCGGCCUACAAACACUUUGCAGGCACUCUUCAGUACGCCCCUCCUGAGUGGUUUCGGCAUCACCGUUAUCAUGCGGGACCGGCUACGGUUUGGUCAGUGGGGGUGACGCUCUACAACAUCCUGUGCAGCUGUUUCCCCUUCAGAGGCGCAUUGAGGGUCACCUCCAAAAGCAGACUGCUCUUUCCUAGAGAGCUGUCGACAGAGUGCCGUCAGCUGAUUCGCUGGUGCCUCAGUGCAGCGGCAUCAGAUCGGCCCAGUUUAGACGACAUUGAGCGCCACCCCUGGUUACACUGAGCAGGUGGCCAGUGACACACACUUAUCUGACUCACAGCAGUCAUGGCUGGAUUGUCUUGUUAGGAUCAGACUAGAUAAAUGCUUCUGAUUGUUUGUAUAGGGUGAGCAGGAGUGACACAGGAAGUGCAGAGAACAGCUUCCUGAUCACCUACAGAAAGAGCAGAGGAUCAUGGACUAAUGGCCGCCACACAAUGAAGGGUUUUGAUCCUCUGCUCCAGUCUGUGAGGGGCUCUGUGUGGAUGCUGGAGGAGUCUGAACACACAGCAGCUGAAACCUCAGCCCGACGGGCCACAGAUCAAUAUGUGUAGUUUCUCCACAAAUACAGUCGAGAGAAGGGAGAAAAGUGUCAAGAAGCAGAACAGGAUCAGAAAGAGUCUGGGGCAGAGUGUUAACUAGCAUAAUGUAUUCAUGGAAAAAAGUCCACUUGGUGUUAGACAGAAUUUAAGUCACCAAAAAAUUAAGUAGUAAUUCAAGUAGUCCCCACAAUGUUUACGAAACAGAAAUGUUGAAAUUUUACACAUUCAAAAGCAAUGAAUAUAAUUAAAUCAAAUUGUGACAAAAUGUUAAAGAAUGACUUUGCUUUGGCUCAUUUUAACAAAGUAACAUAAACAAGCAGGAAGCUUACUCCAU
Molecule: messenger RNA, 2436 nt
Organism: Carassius gibelio (silver crucian carp)
Lineage: Eukaryota; Metazoa; Chordata; Actinopteri; Cypriniformes; Cyprinidae
Product: aurora kinase A-like
Exons: 7
Coding region: 1-1806 (601 amino acids)
Biological process (GO): protein autophosphorylation; regulation of mitotic cell cycle; negative regulation of apoptotic process
Cellular component (GO): cytoplasm
Molecular function (GO): protein serine/threonine kinase activity; ATP binding
Source: RefSeq, a predicted model, not a curated record